Cyclopterus lumpus (lumpfish) is the source of this 2623-nucleotide messenger RNA. Its product is annotated as cytochrome c-type heme lyase. The coding region runs from base 106 to 951 and encodes 281 amino acids. Gene Ontology annotation, biological process: cytochrome c-heme linkage. The record is from RefSeq and is a predicted model, not a curated record. Gene Ontology annotation, molecular function: holocytochrome-c synthase activity. Lineage: Eukaryota; Metazoa; Chordata; Actinopteri; Perciformes; Cyclopteridae. The transcript has 8 exons. Gene Ontology annotation, cellular component: mitochondrion.
UUACGCACGGCACUCAUAGCUCACGGUGGCGUAUCCUGCUCGUUGACAUUGGGAGAGCACACCGACACAAGGACGCCUCUCUGCUGACUCCUCUUCCAGGGCAGGAUGGGAGCCUCCUUGUCUACUCCUGCGGCUCCUACAGUCUGGGCAGAGGCGAUGACAGCCGCCCCUCCUCAGGGCUGUCCCAUGGACCAAGAAGCCCCGCCUGUUAAAGUUUCUCCACCUGUGGAGUGCCCCAUGCAUCAAGCUCAGCCUGUGAAAGCGUCACCCCCUCCGGAGUGUCCGAUGCACCAAGCAGUGCCGGGUCCAGUUCACCAGGACCGGGCCUAUGACUUUGUGGAGUGUCCCAUGAAAGCUGCAGAAGGCAUGAAGAGUGACAUCGACCCAGCCAACAUGAUGCCGCCUCCUAACCAAGUACCAGCUCAAGACCAGCCCUUCGCCCUCCCACUGGCCAGAGAGGAGUCCAACAUUCCUCGUCACAACACAGAGAAGAAGUGGGUUUACCCAUCUGAGCAGAUGUUCUGGAACGCUAUGCUGCGGAAAGGGUGGCGCUGGCGUGAAGAUGACCUCGGCGCUCAAGAUAUGACCAACAUCAUCAAAAUCCACAACACGAACAACGAGCAGGCCUGGCAGGAGAUCCUAAAAUGGGAGGCGCUGCAUGCAGGUGAAUGUCCUUGUGGGCCGACCCUGAAGAGGUUCGGUGGUAAAGCCAAAGAGUUCUCCCCCAGGGCUCGCUUCCGCCACUGGUUGGGCUAUGAGCUGCCUUUCGACCGCCACGACUGGAUCAUUGACCGCUGUGGGAAGGAGGUGCGCUACGUCAUCGACUACUACGACGGGGAAAUCAACAAGGAGAACUACCAGUUCUCCAUCCUCGACGUGCGCCCCGCAUACGACUCUUUAGGCGCCGUCUGGGACCGCAUGAAGGUGACCUGGUGGCGCUGGACCUCCUAAAAGGGACUUGGACACUUGCGUCACACACACACACACACACACACACACACGCAUACAUAUAGGUCACUGUUUGAAUUCAAACACACACACACACACACACACACACAGACUCUGAAACUGGCGUUCCUUAUUUCCGCUCUGUACAGGAUGUGUGGUGCUGUGAACGAAAACAUACCCAGAACUUAUGAAGACAAAUAAAAUGACUGUUGGUGUUUGCAGAACGUCUGUUGGGCAUAAAGCUUCAUCUCAUCAUAUUUAUUUCUGAGGAAAAUCCUCUUUUGGGUUUGCGUUGCAGUUCAAAGGUCAGCGGGUGUCUUGCUCUGCCUUCACUCUGCUCGCACUUCAACAUUAAAGAACACUCCGCCGAAGUUACACACAAAGUUUGUUGUCUUCUGUGGCCAAGACUGAGAAGAAAAACAACCUGAUGUCAUGGUGAGGUCAUCGCUGAUCUAGGUCUAUUCUUUUAAAAAUGGACUAAAAGUCAGCAUACAGCUUCUGCUGCCUCAAUUUUAACCAUUUAUUCGUUGACCUUUCCCGAGGUCCCAUGCUGCCUUUAUGUUAAAGCAGUACUGAGUUGCAGGAGAACUUAAGUACAGAUUUGCAGUACUAUUCUGCUAUUGCUGCUUCUGAUUAGUUGCAUUUCAUAUCAGCUUUGAGUCAUUGAAAAAAUGAGAGAGAGUAAAUGAUUUCAACAUUCUCCUCGUUUCCAUCAGCUGAAUAUGAACUUCUAGUUUAAGUUAAAAGACAUGACACAGAUCACAUUGCUGUCUGAAGUUUAUGUUCAGAAUCAUAUAGUUCAAAUGGUCACUUAUGGACCACAGGAUAUUGGUGAUGUGGAAACUAAAUCUCACUUUAUGACUGUAUGACCUAUCACACCGGCUGCAUCACUGAAACAGUGGGAACCCUGGUUGUGAUCACAAAGGUUUAAGCUUCAAAAUAGCUUAUAUUCUCUAUUUGAAAUUGAUGUGUAUAUAGUGAAAAUAUAUAAAUAAAAGAAAUGUCCCACUAGGACACUCCAGUUAGUUUUCUUUGUGUCGUCUGCCAGACAGUAUUUUGCUUUGGGUGCUAAUUAACUUGAACUGUGGCUCAAAUGUAAACCAGCUCACGGCUGUACCUCUGUCAGUGACCCUCCAUGUGGACUGAAAGGUGCUCAGAGUGGAGGCAGCUCCCUGACCGGCUGACUGUGAUGCUAGAGAACCCACCAUGUGGUUCUCCACUGGUCCAUGCUGUCAUGUUUUACUGGAGGUAAUAUGUUUUACUGGUAUGUAUAUAUAUAUAUAUAUAUAUAUAUAUAAAAACUUUUUUUUUUUUAAAGGACCUGGAUGGACAUGAGCCUUGCUGUUAAAUCAGUUGGACAUCAGUAGAUUGUUUGAAAGUUAACUGUUAAUCACUGCAGUUUAUUUUGUAUACUGAAAACUCUAUUAUUUCAUCAAGGGUGUUAAAGCUCUAAAUUCACUUUCUAUCAGAGUCAAUUAAUGACUUUGAAUCUGCUUUUGCUCCCGCGUUGUAUUCAGCUUAUUGUUUUUGGUUAUUUGUAUUUAUUGAUGGAGUAGAUUUCCGAGGACAUAAUCUUGGUUCUUGAGAAGAAGUUCUUGUAUGUAAAAAUUAAAUACAUCAUUUUAUUAGCUCUGGUGGUCAACUAAACUUAACAAUAAAGCUGCUCAUCUUCUGC